UGGGAAGGAAGGAAGGGAGGAAAAGAGCAGCGGCAACAAUCUAUGGAGGAAAACUUAUUUUACUAUAAUAUCGGAAUACAAGAUAAUACGAUACAAUUUAAUUAAAAAUACAAUUUAAUUAAAAAUGAGAUUAAUAAAUCAGACAAGAUGAGAGAGAGAGUUCCCAGGACUGAGUCAAACCUGAAAAGCUUGGAUCGGCCAGGAAAGCACCUCCAGCACCCACUGCAAGGCAGCAAGAGAGCGCCCCCCCACCCGGAAGGGCCAGAUCCCGUGACUGCUGUAAUGUACAGGGAUGGGAACCUGGGACUGGGGCAGUGACACUUUAAUGCCCCGUACACUACAUGAUGUUUUGAUGUGGAAUACUGAAACCCAAAACCAAAACAAAACAUAGAACCAUGACAGAAGCGUAGCUGCUUGCAUUGCUCUGCUGCACAACUGCCCUAAAAAUCGUUGGGCAGUGGAAGCAGAAGUGCCCUUCAUGUCCCAAAAUGCAGCUGCUCUGGUGGUGUGGUCCUGGCAGCUUUGUGUACACAGAUGGAGUCCUGGGGCUGUUGAGAGCCGGCUGUGUAGGGGCCUGGAGGUGGCACAAGAGCAGUGGGCACUUUGAUUCUUGUGCAGGCAGCCUGACCAGCUUCCAUUUGUUUCUUGCAGGCACGGAUGAAGAUGCCGUCAUCGAGAUCUUGACCAAACUCAAUGUUCGCCAACGUCAGCGCGUGCAGAUGUGCCAACAAAAAGGAAAGCACACGGCGCUUGACUUGGCGGGUUUGUGGGAAGAUGAUGAGCUCGGUGCUCUCUAUCUGGAUGAUCGCCUGGAUCCACAUUUCAUGCCUGUGCCCGAGGGACAGCCCAGAGGCCCUGCUGGCGAAUCAGCAGAACGGGAUCCUGUCCAUGAGCCUGAGGGGAAUGCUGGAGAUGUGAGUGGAGGAGGUGAUCCAGCUUCCCCUCUGAGCUCCGAGACCGAAAGCCGGGCGGAUGGCAUGGGUCUGGAAAGGGGAAAGGAUGAAUCGGAAAGAGGAAAAUCCUCUGAGGAGUCUUACCAUCCAAAAGAACUGCUGAGGGGAACGGAAGUGGCAGUUCAUGGGAGGAAUGCAGGGAAGCAGCAAAGGAUGCAGGGAAGCACAAAGGCUGAUGCUGGCAGAUCUGUGCGGCAGCGCCACGUGGCAGUGGUGGUGCUGUUCUCUGUUGUGCUGCUGUCUGCGCUGGUGCUGGCCUGUGUUGCUGCGUCACGGCCGUGGAAGGAAUGCCUUGUGUGCAAGGGGGGAGAGAGAGCAGCAGAGCGAGCUCAUCCUGACACCGACUGGGAGGGAGUUCCAAGUGGAGAUGAAGGGAGAGCGGAGCUGGGAGAGGCAACGAGCGAGAUCCUUGCCCAAGCCAACAAUCUCAGCAAUAGUUCCAGUCCGUUCCGUUCUGCCAUCCCAGAGGCCAAAGAUCUUCAAAGUCAUCUGAAAGACCUGGAGCGUGAACUCCAAGCCAUGAAAGAGGUCCAUGGGGGCAGUGGUGAGUGCUGCUUCCUGUCAGAGGACGGCCCUGAAAGGGAGAGCGGAGGAUCAGCGGCAGAGCGUUUGUCCUUCACCCUCCGUUCCCCAGGACGAGUAUCACCAGUAGUUCGAAGGUUCUUAGCUCGCCACAGCUACGAUCCUUUUGAGGGUCCCAAUGAGGACCCAGAAAGCGAGCUUCCUCUGACCGCCGGGCAGCACGUUUAUGUCUUUGGAGAUGUGGAUGAGGACGGCUGGUUUCUGGGAGAGCUGACGGAUGGCACGAGAGGGCUGGUCCCUUCCAGCCUGGUGACAGAGGUUUCAGAUGAUGAGCUGGACACAGCGAUGCCUCCAGAGCUCUGUGAUCUCCUGCUGGAUACGGAUGAUUGUGUCGAUGCAAAGAGUCCAUAAUGCAGCAACAUCCUGUCGCGAUUCUUGCCUCACUCCAUCUGCAAGACGACCCCCUGCUCCACUUGACGUUCGAGUGAAGUGUGAGCAGGAUGUGGAUGAGCUCCUCCUGGUUCGAUCUGAGAUGACUGGCAGUGCGACUGCAUGCUGUUAUUGUAUAUUAAAACAUAUUUUAAAAACUAACUAACAACACUGUUGUUUUUCGUGGAUACAUUGAGGUGAUACUUUUUCUAGCUGAGAUUUUGCAGUGAGUCUCGAAGCAGGUUUGAACUGGUAGAAGUUGGCCGUGUUUGCAUUCUGUUUCUCAUAUUUCCUUGCUGAUCAGAGUCAAGGUGCCAUGCAUCCCUUCCCCGCCUCUGGCUGCCCCCCUUCACCGUGAAGAGGACCAAGAGCUUCUGGCACGGAAGUAUGUCCAUGUGCAAGGCUUAAACUUCAUGCGUCUUCCUUCUCUGCUUGGUAAAACUGCGCGUUGGGCUCCUUUGGAGUCUGAGUGCUGGUUUCUGGGCAGUCCUUAGCUGGAGGCUGGAGUGCCUCUAUCAGCUGUGGGGAAGACUCAGAGGAAGUCCAGGCUGAGCCACACAGGGAGAGGAGGAACCCAAUGGCCAACACACCUUCUGCACCAGCAGCUGCUCCUGGUAGGCGGCCACCGCUUCCCAGAUGGCAACUCGCUCUGGAGGGCAAAGGAAAAGCAGGUCACACUCUGAUCUGCCGCUUCCCGGCACCACCACUGCUGCCAGGCAGGAACGAGGUGGCAGAUGGAAAGGGUCGCCUCCGUGCCAGGGGUGGCUGCAGCACCACUCCUGUGCCGGCCGUGGCCCCGCGUACUUUGGUGUCGCUGCAUGUCGGACUGCAGGCCUGGCAGGGCCUGACCAGUGUGGCCCUGCUAAGCCAGACGUCUCUCGGCCAGCUGGGGGGCGCUGCCAGGGCAAAAGCUGGCCAAACACCCAACAGGAGGUGUGCUGUCACUGCUGUCCUGGUGGAUGGCAACCCUUUCCGUGGCUGGGGGAUGAGAACUGGGUGAUUUUCAAAGUCUCCUCCACCCUAAGCCAUGCUAUGACUCUGUAAUGUUAUCACCUACGGUCAUGAGCAGUGGUUUCCAGAUUUGGCAUCUGCUUCUCUCGUGAUCAAACAUCUUUUACUAAAAACAGCCACGCUUGUGGAAUCCAGCACACAGGUAGUGAUUGACUGAGCUGGCUUUGUAGUACGUUCUGCAGUGAUGACCCUGCUGCCCCUCAGGUGAUGUCACCCCUGGAGACCAAUGGAUAUCUCCAUGGAGAGGAAGAAAUCACAUCCUCUGCUGCUGAGCUGGGCCGGGCUCCUGGGACACACAGAGCUCCUACAAGUGGGCAGCACUGCAGAGAGACAGCUGUGCCCAGGAGCAGCUCCUGUGCAGAAUGCAGCAGAGCUAGCAAAAUGAUCUACAGGAGACAGGACAGAAGGAAGAGAGCUUACAGGCUGUGUGGCACGUUGGCAGGCUGUGAGCUCACUGAAGGAGCAUUUCUCACAGCCCUUGACCAGGACACCCCCUGCUUUGGGCUUGUGACUGCUCCCCUGGUUCCUUCUGGGCUGAAGUCAGCCCUGCAAAAUAUUGCAGCUCUGCCAUGGCAGCUCUGUGUUACCCAGCAGUACCACGGAGAAGACGCUUCAGUGUUGAGGCCAUGGAAGU
Lagopus muta (rock ptarmigan) is the source of this 3549-nucleotide messenger RNA. RefSeq lists its product as uncharacterized. The record is from RefSeq and is a predicted model, not a curated record. The transcript has 8 exons. Gene Ontology annotation, biological process: neuromuscular synaptic transmission; spermatid development; fertilization. Gene Ontology annotation, molecular function: protein binding. Gene Ontology annotation, cellular component: manchette; nucleus. Bases 489 to 1886 code for a protein of 465 amino acids. Lineage: Eukaryota; Metazoa; Chordata; Aves; Galliformes; Phasianidae.